Molecule: messenger RNA, 678 nt
Organism: Candidozyma pseudohaemuli
Lineage: Eukaryota; Fungi; Ascomycota; Pichiomycetes; Serinales; Metschnikowiaceae
Gene: SSU72
Product: RNA polymerase II subunit A C-terminal domain phosphatase
Exons: 1
Coding region: 1-678 (225 amino acids)
Biological process (GO): termination of RNA polymerase II transcription
Cellular component (GO): mRNA cleavage and polyadenylation specificity factor complex; nucleus
Molecular function (GO): RNA polymerase II CTD heptapeptide repeat phosphatase activity
Source: RefSeq, a predicted model, not a curated record
AUGGCUACCGACACUAUGAGAAUAUGCACAGUCUGUGCAUCGAACAAUAAUAGAUCCAUGGAAUCUCAUAAACAACUUCGAGACGCCGGAUUCGAUGUCAGCUCAUUCGGAACGGGUUCUUCAGUGAAACUUCCAGGACCUUCAAUAGACAAACCCAAUGUUUACGAGUUCGGUACGCCGUACGAGAGAAUCUACCAGGAUUUGAUAUCACAGGACUAUAGAAAGAUGUAUGAGGCAAACGGCUUAAUAUCCAUGUUGGACAGAAACAGACAAGUCAAGAGGGCACCAGAAAAGUGGCACGCCAAUGCAGCAUCAGGAAAGUUCGAUCUUGUUAUCACAUGUGAGGAGAGAUGCUUUGAUUCCGUGCUUGAGGACCUCAUGAUGAGAAUGAACAACAAGCCCGAAGAGGCUGAAGAAAAAGACGUUCGUCUGGUAGUCCAUGUGAUCAAUGUGGACAUCAAGGAUGAUAACGAGAAUGCAAAAAUCGGUGGUAAAGGCAUUGUCAAAUUGGUGAAGAUGAUUCAUGAGUAUAGAGAGAAGGAGAAACAGAGAAAGAUCAACGAAGGCGACGAGGACCAGUAUCCUGUUAUAAUGGAGGACGAGAUCAUGAAGAUCCUAGCGCAAUGGCAGCUCGACCAUGUCCACUUACCCACGCUUUACAGCGUUUCGUACUAUUAA